AUGGUAGAACGCAAUGGUAAAACGCCACCAGGACCCGUUAACAAUGGCAACGACACCGAAAACCAAGGUGGGUGGGGAAGUUGCGGUUCAACCAAUGGUAAAACGCCAGCAGAUCCUGUUGAGAAUGGCAACAACAACCAAUGUGGGCAGCGAAGUAGCGUUUCAACCAAAGUUACACGCCACCGGAUCCUGUUGAGAAUGGCAGCGACACCGACAACCAAGGUGGGAAGGGAAGUGGUAAUUCAACCAAUGGUAAAACGCCACCAGGUCCUGGUGACCAUGCCAACCACAACCAAUGUGGGCAACGAACUGGCGUUUCAACGAAUGGUAAAACGCCACCAGGUCCCCCUGAGAAUGAAAACGACACCGACAACCAAGGUGGGCGGUGAAGUGGCAAUUCAACCAAUGGUACAACACCACCAGGUCCUGGUGACCAUGCCAACAGCAACCAAUAUGGGCAACGAAAUGGCGUUUCAACCAAUGGUAGAACGCCACCAGGUGCCGUUGACAAUGAAAACGACACCGACAACAAAGGUGGGCGGGAAAGAUGCGGUUCAACCAAUGGUUAAACGCCACCAGUUCCCGUUGAGCAUGGUAACGACACCGACAACCAAGGUGGGAAGGGAAUUGGCGGCUCAACGAAUUGUAUAA
This is a messenger RNA of Dibothriocephalus latus, 651 nucleotides long. Lineage: Eukaryota; Metazoa; Platyhelminthes; Cestoda; Diphyllobothriidea; Diphyllobothriidae. The record is from the annotation of a GenBank genome assembly.